This is a messenger RNA of Mixia osmundae IAM 14324, 1020 nucleotides long. RefSeq lists its product as uncharacterized. The transcript has a single exon. Lineage: Eukaryota; Fungi; Basidiomycota; Mixiomycetes; Mixiales; Mixiaceae. The coding region runs from base 1 to 1020 and encodes 339 amino acids. The record is from RefSeq and is a predicted model, not a curated record. Gene Ontology annotation, molecular function: GTP binding.
AUGCCUCUUGCGCCUGUGCAGCUAGUCUGUACGAUGUCCAACGGAUCGACAAGCGUCACAACACCGAAAUUCAAUGUCGCUCAGACGGUGACGCUGGCUCAGGACUUUGAACUCAUCGAGCACCGCGGACUCGAGUUCUCGCUGACGUUCGAGACCACGAUGGAUAACGAAGCCAUCAGGCCAGGCACACCCACUUCCCAGCCCGGCACGCCAACGCGCUCGAGUCCUGCCGGCAUAAAACGCUUCUUUGCAAACUCUUCUCCCAAGAAAGUCAAGAGCGGCGCAAUACUCGACCCUUUCAUGCUCUACCUGAGCCCGUCCGGCACAUUGGCAGGUACAAAGGUCAUCUACGAUGAAAUAGCAGACCGAUGCUUCGGUACAAAGUGCACUUUCCAGUAUCCUCUUGUCUCGCCCAAUCCAGAACGUCGAGAAGUAUUGGGGUAUAUACAGAUCGAGAUCUUCUUCUUGCCGGCCAUGCCGAAGCACGUCAAGCUGCCACAGACUGUCGACCAGUGCUACAAGGGUCUGCGCGCUGCUCUGGCGUACCAUCAGACCCAGUACAAGGGUCAUCUGAGCCAGAUGGGUGGAGACUGCCACGUUUGGCGUCGACGUCAAUUCCACUUGCAAGGCAGUCGUCUUGUCGCGUUCAAUGACGUUACGAAACAGGCGCAUGCCAUUGUCGAUCUUUCGAUGAUGAUAUCCCUUGAAGACACGGACGAUGAGCAAGUGGCUCGCAAGAUAGAGCGCACCAACGAUGACGACGAGCGCGCCUACGUUGCCAAUUCGUUCCGCUGCCUCUUCCGGGACGGCUCCGAGAUCUCAUUCUAUGCCGACACGGCAGACGAGAAGCGGGACUGGAUGGAAGUCUUGGCAAAGAUCGAGAAGGACACAUUUACGUUCGGGCCCUGGGCAGAAUGUCUCGUCUUCGACCUGCGACUAGAAGAUGCGCGACGUGCCGUACACGUAGCUCAACUUGAAGCAGCGAAAGACUCUGUCGAUGGAGAUAGCUUAUAUUCUUGA